AUGUCCAGACUAGGCAUCCACCUGGCCCUGCCUCAUCCCCAACCACAGAUGAACUUUCACGGGCAGAUGCAAGCGCCUUUUCACAAUCAACAACCUCCGACCGCCCCCCAUCUCCAUCAAUCGCCACAUCCCCAGCAGAGCCAAGCACCACUCCAAAACCAGCAACAACUCCAAUUUCAGCAACAGCAGUAUGGCCUGGCGAGACCACCGCAACAGAUGACGAUGGGCGGCAUGGGCAUGAACCAGCAGCAGCAACAACAACAGCAGGCUCUGCAAGCGGCCCAACAGGCCCAGCAGAUGCAGCAAAUGCAGUUGAGACAGCAGCAGCAACAGCUUCAGGCUCAGGCUCAGGCCCAACAUCAAGCAGGCCCGUUGCCUAAUCAGCAACGCCCGAUACCCCAAUCCCCUCACCAUCCCACCCCUUCACCCCAUCUCAGCAACCAAUUCCCUCCGGCAUCUCAUUACGCGCAUCAGCCCGGACAACAGAUGGCGGGCAUGCCCAUGGGGCAAAUGUCUCCGCGCUCAGCAGCAGCAAGGGGUAUGCCAAACGCGCCCCAGGGAACGGCUAUCAACCAGACUCAGGCGAAGGGCAUGAAUCGCCCGCCUGCGUGGAUGCAGAAUGCUAUGGCCGGCCCUUCCCAGCCGCCCCAAACACAACAGGGCCCGCCGCCACAGCAGCAUCCACAACACGUCCAAGGCGCCGGCCCGCAUCAGCGACAACAUCAGCAUCUACCACAAUCUGCCCCCACACCGCAAUCACAACUGCAGUCCACCCCACAAAUGGCCGUGCAACCACAUCCUUCACAACAAGGACAGCAGCCGAUGCCUCCACAACAAGGGCCGGGGCAGCAGCCGAUGCAGCAAAUAGGAGGGCAUCCAGAUUACCGGUUGGGAAUUGGGGGAAUGGGUCUAACCCCGUCAAUGUCGAGGGGUGCUAGUGCCCAUAAUCAGAACGCGCCGGAACGAUGGGAUGCGGAUAGAGCGUUGAAGCUGUAUAUCCACGACUAUCUGGUGAAGCAUAAUCUGAUGGCGACGGCGUCGCAACUUGCGGCAGAGUCGGGGCUGGGGGACACUGGGGUGCCAGUCGACUCGCGGGAAGGUGGCGUUCUGUCAGAAUGGUGGACUCUCUUCCUGGAUGCUUUCACCAACGGGAAAGGCGUGCAAGGCGUACUGAAUCAGAGCAUCUACAACGAGUCCAUGGGAGAAUUGCGAACCGUACGUCAGCAACAGUCCGGUCUCGCUCCUGCGGUCUACAUCAAUCAGCCGACUCAAACGCCAAUUCUCCAAUCGAUCCAAGCUGUCUUUACCCCACAGCAACUAGAAUCACUCAAGCAGGAAGCGCAGAGUCAAGGGUUUGACAAUCGCCAGGCUACCCAGUUCAUCCAACAGCGGAUACAAGAGUAUCAGAGCCAAUUGCAACAGCAGCAGAACCAGCAGGCUAUGAAUCAGCAAGCCGCCAUGUUGCAGCAGCGGAUGGGUCAUCCAGGUGCCAUUGGGUCGCCAGUCCCCGGAGCUAGACCGAGUUCUCAGCAAGGCCAACCGCUCCAGGGCCAGCAGAUCAUGUACCAUCCCCAGCCACAACAGCACCUUGGUAUACCGCCCGGCGCAAGAACGUCGAGCCAUUCUCCUGUCAACCCCUCCCCGCAUAUCUCCCAACAACCUCACCCGGGGGGCAUGCCUACUCCUAGCCCUGUGCAGCAGCCGGCAAGGAACCCGAUGAAUGGAAUGGCGAUGAAUGGGCAGUUGAGGAUGGCCUCAAACCCGCACCCAGGGCGGCCAGGGCAAGGGCCGGGGCAAAGUGAUGAACAGAACCAGUUCACGCACCCCCAGGUCUCUACACCCAUGCACCAGCACCCACCAAAUCAGGGUCAGCUACAACAAAGCCAUCUCCCGCAUCAGCAUACACCAUUACCACAGCAUCAACCUCCGCAUAUGACGCCUCAAAGCCAGCAUCUUGCGAUGAAAGGGCAGCAAGCGCACGUUGCCCAGCAGCAUGCCCAGGAGUCAUUGACUCAGAUACAAAUGCAAGCCCACUCCCAAGUGCAGGCUCAAACACAGGCGCGAACUCAGCAACAACAGCAGCAGCAAAUGCAGAGCCAACAAGCCCAACAACAGAGGGAGCAGGCUUUGCAAAUGCAGCAGCAGCACUUGCAGAAUGCUUCGAACCAGCUGUGGGAAGGUUUGGGUGUGCCCAACGUCAAUCAUGGCGUGAUGUCGCAUAGCGCGCAAAAUCUGGGGCUGAGCUCGAAGGAUGUCAAAAGCAUGAGUGAGGACGAAAAGGGUCGCUUGAUUCAGACGUAUCGCAUGACGAUGCAGCAUCAGCAACACCAGGCGAUGCUCAAUGCUCAGCAUCAGCAAAUCCCACCGCAACAACAGCCUCAGUCUCAGCAGCAUUUGCAGCAACAGCAACAGCAGCAACAGGCUUAUCUCAUGCAGCAACAUCAGCAGCAGCAGAUGUAUCAGCAGGGACAGGCCGGCCCUCGGCAAGCUCGCAAUCAUCCCUAUGAAGCUCCCCAGCCGCCCGAUGACAAUUCUGCGCCUACGCCGACUGGUCCCGGCCAACGUGCUCCCACACCAGUUCAGCCAAGUAUGACUCCUUCCGGUAUGAGGCAGCCCACACCGCCGGAACGGAAGAGGAAGCGGAAGAUCUCUGAGGGUGCGGCACCAAGUCCAUUUGGUAUGACAUAUGGGCCUGGGUCUCAGCAAGGCGCUACCCCUGGAGCCACUCCUCUCACGCCUGGCUUCGCCAUUACUACCGAUCCGAUGCUGCGCUCUGUCCCGGGAACGGCACCGCCCCAACAUCCUACUGCUUCGCCGCGGCACACGACCAAACGUGAACGGCGGAAUCAAGCACAGGGGCAAGGAGAGAUGCUUCCACCGCGGACGGCGACGCCCAAACCGUCCGGCUCUGGAAUACCUGAAGAUGGCCAAAAGGAUGGUACAGGCAAAGAGGGCAAGAAGGAGAGCAAGGUUGGCAAGGCGGGAAGAACGCCCAAAUUGCCAAAGGAAGAUAUCCAGCGCGAGGCACCAACUCCAAAAUCUCUCAAUCCGUCACCAAACGGCAAUAUCAUCGCUGUCACCGAUGGGAACCCCCACUCGACGUCAACGCACGGAUUCACCCCUUCGCCUCCAUCUGCAUCUACUGCCACGCCUGCUAAUGGCGCGAUGCCGCUGUCCUCUACACCUGCAAGUAACCAGAUGUCCUUACCCGCCGACUUGUCAAUGGCCAACAUGGACUUUGGCAAUAUGGGACUAGGAAACAUGGGCUUGGGAGGUAUGGGGAUGGAAUUUGCCAUGGGGAUGGGACUUGGUGCGCUCGGGGGCAUAAAUGACAACUCUCUCGGUGCUGUUAACAACGGCCAGCAGACUCCUCUGGGGGGCGAUGUCGGCAGCGACUUGGAUGCCUUUGCCGGCAUGAACCAAGACUUUGACUUUGGUCUCUAUCUUGCGGCGCUGGAUGAAGACGACGGCAGUGGUAACAACAACCACAAUAACAAUAACAACAAUAACAACAACAACAAUAGUGGGAAUGGCGAGUUGGUCGUCUGA
This is a messenger RNA of Cryptococcus wingfieldii CBS 7118, 3549 nucleotides long. RefSeq lists its product as hypothetical. The transcript has 8 exons. Gene Ontology annotation, molecular function: protein binding. The record is from RefSeq and is a predicted model, not a curated record. Bases 1 to 3549 code for a protein of 1182 amino acids. Gene Ontology annotation, cellular component: nucleus. Lineage: Eukaryota; Fungi; Basidiomycota; Tremellomycetes; Tremellales; Cryptococcaceae.